GAUAAGUACACUGUGAAAGAUUUGAUGCAGCUGCUGGAAAACAAUGCGAACAGAAUGUCUGCUAAGGAGAAACUUUCUCUUGGAGCUGCUAUAUUGACUCAUGGGAUUAUAAUCGCCUUGAAUCCAACGAUAAAAGUGCCGCGAGAGAGUCUGCAAAUGUUUUCGAAUUUAGAUAGUUACUCUGUGAGACCUUGGGGGAAGAUGGGAUACGAUGUCCUAUCUGCUAGUAUACGGAGGAUGAAAUCAAAAACAUUUGCAAAACCUAUGUAUGAAGUGCAAGGAUUCGUAUGGGCAAUCACGUUGUGGGCUUUGUCGGCUGUGCCUGCACUAGGUACUACAUUUGGGAGUCGAUUUAAUUCAAGCUCGUCUGCAGGCCCGUUGUGUUUACAGUGGAAAGCCACUCGGACUCCUAAUAUUUCAGAAGUUUUGGAUGUGCACAAUCAACGGGAUGUUUUAGUCAAUACUGUUAUUGGGGAUCCACAUGAAUAUAAGAAUCUGGUUCCACCGACAAAUCCCAUUGACAAAGACUUUACAACGGUGGUGCAACUUGUAAUGCAAGGCUAUAGGUUAAGCAGAUCCGAGUGGAUAGAGGGAAAAGUAGAUGGUGUUUUAGCAUCUGAACAAAUACGGAAAAAACAUAACAGAUGA
Thlaspi arvense is the source of this 648-nucleotide messenger RNA. The record is from the annotation of a GenBank genome assembly. Lineage: Eukaryota; Viridiplantae; Streptophyta; Magnoliopsida; Brassicales; Brassicaceae.